Heterotrigona itama is the source of this 608-nucleotide messenger RNA. NCBI's taxonomy places the organism in Eukaryota, Metazoa, Arthropoda, Insecta, Hymenoptera, Apidae. The record is from the annotation of a GenBank genome assembly.
GGUUUGUACGUUGUAUGAAAUAGGUAAGUGACAGUAAGACUCUCAUUGUCGAAAUGAAACUGGUCAGUGUAAUCAGGUGAAAAAUUCCUGCGAAUUCUCGUCGUCAGUUUAAGAGUGGCUCGUCACGCGACAACGUUGGCUCGCCACUGUAUACCAAACUCUUAUAGGGCCGAUGUUUUUAGGAAAGCAGCGAUACUCAUGCGCAACGAUACACACGGUUGUGCGCGCGUUAGCGCGGAAAUUGAAUUACCUUUGUGCGAUUGCUGCGAUGAAAGCGAGGCCGGAUUGUACCAUCUUGCAAGCACAGUCUUUCAAUUAAACGCAGCUACGAAGUACAAUUUACACGUCAAAGGGUAGUCUCGAUGGUAACGUUCCCGUUGGUUUUGUUUUGCUUGGACGCUGCCUCAUUGAUCGUUAAAAAAAAAAAAUCGGAUGCUGAAAUCAGUGAGGCAUAUUUAAUAAUUUUAAGAGAAAUAAUUGAGAAAAGAAGAUCGAGAGAUUAAUGUUUGCUUUAUUUUAGUGCGGUAAAGAGAGAGAGAGAAAAUUUACUUCAAGUGACAAGAUUAAGCUGAUCGAGAUUAUUUCGAAGUUUUUUUUUUUUUUUUUUU